Molecule: messenger RNA, 495 nt
Organism: Myotis davidii
Lineage: Eukaryota; Metazoa; Chordata; Mammalia; Chiroptera; Vespertilionidae
Gene: FOXC1
Product: forkhead box C1
Exons: 2
Biological process (GO): anatomical structure morphogenesis; cell differentiation; regulation of transcription by RNA polymerase II
Molecular function (GO): DNA-binding transcription factor activity, RNA polymerase II-specific; RNA polymerase II cis-regulatory region sequence-specific DNA binding
Source: RefSeq, a predicted model, not a curated record
CCUAUGAGCGUGUACUCGCACCCAGCGCACGCCGAACAGUAUCCGGGUGGCAUGGCCCGCGCCUACGGGCCCUACACGCCGCAGCCGCAGCCCAAGGACAUGGUGAAGCCGCCCUAUAGUUACAUCGCGCUCAUCACCAUGGCCAUCCAGAACGCCCCGGACAAGAAGAUCACCCUCAAUGGCAUCUACCAGUUCAUCAUGGACCGCUUCCCUUUCUACCGGGACAAUAAGCAGGGCUGGCAGAACAGCAUCCGCCACAACCUCUCACUCAACGAGUGCUUCGUCAAGGUGCCCCGCGACGACAAGAAACCGGGCAAGGGCAGCUACUGGACGCUGGACCCGGACUCGUACAACAUGUUCGAGAACGGCAGCUUCCUACGGCGGCGGCGGCGCUUCAAGAAGAAGGACGCCGUGAAGGACAAGGAGGAGAAGGACCGGCUCCAGUCUCUGUACCGCACAUCCGGGGCUUUCGUCUAUGACUGUAGCAAGUUUUGA